AUAAUUUUAUUGGACAAGCUUAUUCAAGUAAAACAAAUUAUGAAUUAGCAUUAAAAAAUUAUGAAACGGCGCUAGAAUUACAACUAAAAUAUAAUCCAGACAACCUCGAUUUAUUAUCAACAUGUUAUCAUAAUAUUGGAUUGCUUCAUAAAGAGAAAAAAGGAGACGCUAAUAUUUCAUUAGCACUCAAAUAUUAUGAAGCAGCAUUACAGUUAGGAUUAAGUUCAUCCGAACGGGAUGAAUGUCUUAUUGCAACAACUAUAAAUAACAUAACAACAUUAAGACCAAAUACAGAUCCGAAUCAAAUAGAUAAUUCGAUAGAAAAUUUAAAACUAGUUUUAGACAUAAGAUCAAAAUAUUUACCGGAAGCUCAUCCCUUAAUUGGUAUUACACAUAGUACACUUGGCGAAGCAUACUGUGCAAAGGGUGAUUAUUCGCUCGGAUCAAAACAUUUCGAACAAUCAUUAAAAAUUAAACAAAAAUAUUUACCAGAAAAUCAUCCAUCAAUAAUAAUAACGUAUUUUGAUAUAGCACGAUUAUAUCUCGAUAAAGGACACUUAGAAAAUAUUUUUAAUGAUACUCAAAACGGUAAUAACUCUUUUCUUCUCAGUUUACACUAUUAUCAACAUAUUCUUCAAUCAACAUCUCCAAAUUAUGAAAAUAUAGCACUAAUUUACAAUAAUAUGGGUCUGAUUCAUACUCGAAUGAAUCAAUUUGAGAAAGCUUUUAACUGUUUACAAUUUGCGAAAAACAUAUAUGAUCAGUAUUUACCAAGUGAUCAUAUAAAUCUUGGUGCAUGGUAUAAAAAUAUGGGUAAGGUUUACACAUUCAAAGGUGAUUAUCAGCAAGGUCUUGAUUAUUAUAAAAAAGCAUUAGAGUUUUAUCACACAAUAACAACAAGUGAAAAAGAAAUAUAUUAUGCAUUAAUUUAUUUUAAUAUUGGUGAGUUGUAUGAAUUAAGUCAUAAUUUCAUAGAUGCGUUAGAAUAUUAUCAGAUAUCAUUAGAACUAGUUUCAAAAAUUCAACCAUCUACACAUAAAGAUCUAUUAGAACCAAAAUAUGCUAUUGAAAGAUUAAAGAAAAAUCGGAAAAAAUCAUAUAGAAAAUGUUUUCGUUGUUCAUGUUCUUAG
Messenger RNA from Didymodactylos carnosus, 1130 nucleotides. The record is from the annotation of a GenBank genome assembly. Lineage: Eukaryota; Metazoa; Rotifera; Eurotatoria; Philodinida; Philodinidae.